UUAUUGGGAGUAAAUCGUUUUGAGCCGCAAAUCGGAAGCAGUAUUCAGUUGUCACAUGAAAGCAAUGGUAUCCGCACGUUUGGCAAUCGUUUUGAUCGGUCUGUGGGCCUUGGCCAGCCCCGCCAGUGUUUUGGCCCAGCCAACAUCUCGCAUUUGGGGUGGUGAGGAAACCCAAAAAUUAGAUUUCCCCUAUGUGGCCUCGGUUCGCUUGGAUGGUGGUCACAUCUGUGGUGGUUCGAUUAUUGGCCAGAAAUUUAUUUUGACAGCGGCCCACUGUGUUCAUGAAAAUAACAAGGUUGUCGCCCCCAAACGUUUGGCAGUGCGCGUUGGCAGUACCAAUCAAUUUUCGGGUGGCAAAUUGGUUGAUGUUGCCUCCGUUACCGUCAAUCCCGACUACUCGGAUGUUAAAAACAAUUUGGCCAUUUUAACUUUGGAAAAUGCCUUGGAAUGGACGGAACGCGUCCGCGCCAUUACAUUGCCCACAGCCAGCGACAGCUUGCCUGCUGAUGGUACCAAUUUAUUGGUUGCCGGUUGGGGUCAACAAUUGAAUUCGGAUUCAGCCUUCAAAUUGAACUCGUACCGCUUCACCGUGGCCACUGAGGAGGUUUGCAAAAAUGCCUACAGUGCGCUUGAUAGUUCCGAAUUCUGUUUGGCCCACCCCUUGAAGGAGGGUAGCUGCUACGGUGAUGCCGGUAAUGGUGCUGUCUACAACAAUAAACUGUAUGGUGUUAGCAAUUUUGUUGUUGGUGCCUGUGGUUCCCGUUUCCCCGAUGUAUUCACUAAUGUUGUCCACUAUUUGUCAUGGAUUGAAUCGGUAGAUAUUUACUUCGGAGGAAGUUGGUGCUGUUGCGAAAUGUCUGUAUUAAAUUAUUUGCUAGUUUUGAGUGCUGUGUUGUGUGCCGCCUGUGCUACACCCAUGGGUGGACGUGUUGUUGGCGGUCAUGAUGCUGUACCCAAACAAUUCCCCUAUCAAAUCUCAUUGCGUCGUGAUCACAGCCACACCUGUGGUGGAUCCAUUAUUGACAAAAAAUGGAUACUGACAGCUGCCCAUUGUGUUGUCAUCGAAGGCAUUACACCCUACCCCGCUGAACGUUUCACGGUACGUGCUGGUACCAUUAAUCGCAUAGCUGGCGGUAUAAUUAUCAAUGUCAAGAAAGUCAUUGUCCAUCCUGGCUAUGAAGUCUACAAUGAUUUGGCCCUUUUGGAAUUGGAAGAAGAAUUGGAGUAUUCGGAGACCAUACAACCCGUUGAAUUGGCCGAUGAAGAGGUGCCAGCCGGUGAGGAGGUCGUAAUUUCCGGUUGGGGUUUGACGGAACAUGCUGGUGCCAAUUUACCUAUUAUUCUACAAUGGUAUACCGUCUCGGCUCUCAGUAAAACGGGCUGUGCUUCGAAAAUUGGUUUAUUCACUGAUGCCUUGAUCUGUUUGGCCCAUCCCUCGGGUGCAGGUGCCUGUAAUGGCGAUUCUGGCGGCCCAGCUGUCUACGAUGGCAAAUUGGUUGGUGUUGCCGGUUUUGUGGUGAUCAAGUGUGGUUCCACCCGCCCUGAUGGUUAUGCUAAGGUUGCCUACAAUAUUGAAUGGAUUAGAGAAAAUAUGGCCUAA
Musca vetustissima is the source of this 1600-nucleotide messenger RNA. Its product is annotated as transmembrane protease serine 2-like. Gene Ontology annotation, molecular function: serine-type endopeptidase activity. Bases 56 to 1600 code for a protein of 514 amino acids. The transcript has 5 exons. Gene Ontology annotation, biological process: proteolysis. NCBI's taxonomy places the organism in Eukaryota, Metazoa, Arthropoda, Insecta, Diptera, Muscidae. The record is from RefSeq and is a predicted model, not a curated record.